AUACGUAUGAAGAUGCGAAAAUGUGAGCAUAAAUAAAUUGGAAUGGUUUGGGUUUGCUUUGCUCUGCUUUCUCUGCCCACAAAUUCAAUACUCUGCUCUGCAUGAAGCGGUCCACUCCACGACCACGUGCCGUCUCUCUUUCAAUUUUGCUCUGUUCCUUCUUCGCUACUCUCUCUCACCCUUUCCCGGCAAAAUUUCCAACUGCAUGCACCCUACUCUCUACCACUCCUCAUGUUUGUUUCAAACCGAACGGUUAUUCGAUUCCCCAAAAAAUAUAAACAAAAAGGAAGCAGAGACAGAGACAGAGACAGAGACAGAGUGUGUGAAGACUGCAAUUACUAAUUACAGAGAACAAUCCUUCACAGACGCCAUUUCUUUUGUCCUCUUUCGAAUUCCAAACUCCGCCGACUUCAACAACGUUUUCCCCUUCCCUCUCUCUCUUAUCACUCUCACACUGCACCGCCAACAUUCGGACUGGGCAUCGUUCACAAUGCGUGAAUCCAUUGCUUCCCCAAUCUAUAAGUUUGGUCUUCGAUUCGCGUUCUUCUUCGACUGAUUUAUCGUUUUCUUUGCGAUUUCGAGUUUUCGAUAGCUUUCGGUCGUGGCUAUGGCGUUUGACCAAAACUCCAUCCCCGGCGAUGCUGUGCGGCCGCUGAACGUGGCGCGAAGUGUGGCCGAAGAGCCACUCCUUUUGCCGACGAGUACGACGGUUCCCGGCGCGGUGCCCCUUUUCUACCCUGCGUCUGUCUCUGAUGCUGGCAUGGUGGGAAUAGGGUAUGGAAAUGUGGCUUCGGGUGCUGCUGCUGCCGCCACGUGGUGUGUUCGUCCCUCUAUGCCUAUUCUCCAUUCCUCUGUGAGCCCUGCUGUUGGGUUCUCUCAUGUUCCUAGUUUUACCAAUAGGGUUGCUGGUGGCAAUGCAGUUGAUGUUUCAGGUAAUUUUGUGGCUGCUUCUCAUGGGUAUCCUGUGAAUUUAGGGGGCAACUGGGUUGCGGGUAAUGGCUUGAGUAAUAAUAAUAUUAGUAGUAAUAACGGUCUUCAGGGAAAUAGCAGAGUAAUUGGCAAUGCUAGUGAUAAUGUUGUUGGUGUCGGGGCACUUGGGGUUGGUUCAAAUCCCCCUGCUAGUCAGCGGGUUGAUCAGGCAAGUGAGGAGGGUGGGGAUGAUUCAGUUUCCGGGCGAAAGAUGAAGCUUUUGUGCAGUUACGGGGGGAAAAUUUUGCCUAGGCCAAGCGAUGGAAUGCUGAGAUAUGUUGGAGGUCAAACGAGGAUCAUAAGUGUUAAGAGAGAUGUGAGCUUCAACGAUUUGGUGCAAAAGAUGGUUGAUACUUUUGGGCAACCUGUGGUUAUCAAAUAUCAACUCCCAGAUGAGGAUCUUGAUGCUCUGGUCUCGGUUUCCUGCCCCGACGAUCUAGAAAACAUGAUGGAGGAGUAUGAGAGAUUAAUUGAGAGGUCUCCUGAUGGUUCGCCUAAACUAAGGGUUUUUCUAUUCUCUUCUUUAGAACUUGAUCCUUCUGGUGUGGUACAGUUUGUAAAUUUACAUGAUGGUGGGCUGAAAUAUGUUGAAGCUGUGAAUGGAAUUUCGGAUGGGAUUGGUGGUAAACUCACAAGGAAAGCCAGUUAUGCAAGUGCAACUUCUACCCAAAAUUCUGAUUUGAGCGGCAUAGAUGCUCUUGAUAGCUCAAAUGCUACUCAAGGAGAUGUCAGUGUGGUACCUGUACCACAGUCUGGCGGUUUAUCACCUGAGGGGAAUGCAGCUGCUUCUCAUGACACUACUGCAAAUUUUGUGGUUUCUGAGCCAGGUGCAUCAAUUUACUCAGAUGCUUCUGCAGUUUCAUUGGGCAUUCCUGUGACUAAUUCUGUCCCAACUCACACUCCUCCUUUCCAGAAUGAUGUUGAGUUGGAAAAAUCUCUACCUGUUACUUUUUCUCAGCAGCAAUUUGGGGUGCUGCAGUCUGGAUUGGAAAUUCCAUCACCUGCGCGUUUACAGCCUUUUGUUGAUCCUCGUCAUGAAGUUGUGAACCAUGCAGAUUACGUCCAGCUGCCUCCUCAUAUGGGAUUUCCAAAUGCCCACCUUUUAGGUAAGUCUGGCCCUAUCUACUCCCAACAGCAGUUUCAUGAUACCACUUCUCGUUUAGGCUCCCUUCAGGUAAUCCCUGCAGUGCAAAUGACUAUGACUCAGCCAACUUCUCAUGCUGGUGUAAGUCCAAGUGUUAUUCAACCACAACCAUUCAUGCAACCACAGCAAAACCUUUUGGAUCAAUAUAAUGAUGAAAAUACUUCAGGGCUAAGGAUUUACCAGCUUCCUGCUGAUCAAAGUUACAAUGCAUAUCCGGUUCAAGUCCCUUUUGGAGGUCAUUUUGGCUGGGUUAAGGUUCCUUCACCCGAGCAUGUGAUUUUUCCUGAUGUGUUUGUGCCUCAACAAUCAGCAAUGAUCCCUGAGAAAGUCCAAAGAGUGGAGGACUGUUAUAUGUGUCAGAAAAAGUUGCCUCAUGCCCAUUCGGAUCCUGUGGUUCAAGAGCAGAGUAAUAGCUGUGCUGGUCCAAUUCCUGAUUCAACUUCAAGUUUCCAUAGUCUCCCUAUGCAGGACAAUUCAAGAGCUCAAUCAACGAAUGUGGUUUGGGUCACUGCACCAAUGAAGGAAGGCAAUGUUGAGCAAGCAGUUGGGACCAGACCCAGGGUCACUUCUAAAUUGGAUACUCCAGGUGGAAUAUCUUGUGUUGACACAGCUUCACUCUCUUUGGAGCCUGAAGGUGAGAGAAUUUUUAUACAAAAGCUGGACUGGUCUGAUCAUCCCACGAAUGCAGUUAUCCAGGAAGCAGUUGUAAGAACAGGUAAAAAACAGUCAACAAGUGAUGGGCUGAUGGGAACAGCUCUGCCGUCUUAUCAAGAUGAUAUCAUCCGCCAACAUAUGGUGCCAGCUGAAAACUGGGCUAAAGAGGAUGUGCUUGUAAAUAAACCUGUUAAUAAUGAUAUACCUUUAGUUGGUGGCACAUCUGUUGAAAGUUCUGAGUGUAUGGUUCAACAAUGUCCAACAGAAUAUACCAAUGAAGCUAGCACAAUGUCAAAAGCAGAUGCUGUAGAGAAUUGGAUAGCACAUGACCUACUCAAACCUAUUGAUGGAAGGAUGGACAACCCAAAGAUCGACAAUCCUGAACUUUUUGUAAAUAAUGAUAAAUUUGAUUACAACACUCAGCAUGCUGUAGAGAAGAAAGGGGUGGUUCCAGAAAACAACCUUGACAAGUCACCAUUGAUCGUUGAUGCAAAUCAAAUUAAGAUGGUGAAUGUGCUUCCUAGUUCUACAGUGGAAACUUCAUAUGGGAAUAAUUCCAGGCCGGUGGAAUAUAAUGAGGUUGCACAACCCCCUGUUUGGGGCAUUCCUGCAUCAAAUCCUCAAUUAAAGAGUGGAAACCAGCACAAGGAUGAUGCAGUUUUACCUUCAGUUCCCCCAUCUGUUAGGUUAGGAGAUGUGCAGGAUCCUUCAAACUCACUUUUUAGCAAUCAGGAUCUCUGGAAUAUACAUGGGACCUACUUUCCACCUCCUAGACCUAAAAAAGUUGCAUUGAAGAAAGAAACAUAUUCUUAUAAGGAUCAGCUUGGUGAGAAUCCGGGAAACUGUGGGGAACAAAAUUUAGAAGCUCAAAUGGAUAAUGGCCACCAGACUUUCAAACAGCAUUUAGAAGCUCAAAUGGGUGAUGGCAUCUACCAGACAUUCAAACAGAAUUUAACUUUAGAAGAAGCUCAAUCUUCCAUGGUCUUGUCAGAAGACCGACAACUUCAAGCUGUUGCUGAAGGUUUAGCUGCUUCUGUUCUGCGCUCAAGCACUUCUUCAAAUCUUGAUUUGCAUGCCAGAAAUGUGUCCCUUUGUGAGGACAUCGACAAUGGAGUUGUUCAAAAUAGUAUAAUAGAUAUACAGCAUAAAGAUAAAGCUCAGGAUGUCAGAAGCAAGCUCCCAGAGAAGGCAAAUUUUGGCUUUCCAGGAUCGGAUAUUGGAGCAUUGCAGUUUAUAAAAAAUUGUGACCUUGAAGAGCAGACGGAAUUGGGUUCUGGGACCUUUGGGACUGUAUAUCACGGAAAAUGGAGGGGUACUGAUGUUGCAAUAAAACGGAUUAAUGAUAGGUGUUUUGCUGGAAAGCCUUCAGAGCAAGAGCGCUUGAAAGCUGAUUUUUGGAAUGAGGCAAUCAAGCUUGCUGACUUGCAUCAUCCAAAUGUAGUGGCAUUCUAUGGUGUUGUGCUUGAUGGCCCUGGCGGUUUUGUGGCAACAGUAACAGAGUUUAUGGUCAAUGGCUCUCUAAGAAAUGCCUUGCAGAAGAAUGGGAGGAAUCUUGACAAGCGCAAGCGUCUUCUGAUUGCAAUGGAUGUGGCCUUCGGUAUGGAGUAUCUGCAUGGAAAAAACAUUGUCCACUUUGACUUGAAAAGUGACAACUUGCUUGUGAAUCUCCGUGAUCCACACCGACCAAUAUGCAAGGUUGGUGACUUGGGUCUGUCCAAAGUGAAAUGCCAGACUUUAAUAUCUGGUGGUGUGAGAGGAACCCUACCUUGGAUGGCCCCAGAACUACUGAAUGGGAGCAGUAGCCUUGUUUCAGAGAAGGUUGAUGUGUUUUCGUUUGGUAUUGUCAUGUGGGAACUCCUAACCGGAGAAGAGCCAUAUGCUGAUUUGCACUAUGGGGCCAUCAUAGGUGGCAUUGUAAACAACACUUUGCGGCCUCCAGUUCCAGAAUCAUGUGAUCCUGAAUGGAGACUGCUAAUGGAGAGGUGCUGGUCAUCAGAACCAUCAGAAAGACCAUCCUUCACUGUGAUUGCCAACGAAUUACGUUCCAUGGCAGCCAAGAUCUCUCCCAAAGGACAAAAUCAACAGCAGCAACCUGCUUCAUCAGAGAGUCAAGUACAGAAAUGAUUUCCAACAACUGCAGGAUGCUCAAUCCCUGAUAUGUCUCUGGUUUGUGUUUUUCAUUCAUUUGGCGAAUCAAUGCUUUGUUCAAUUUCAAUAUAUACCGUAGGGAAAGUUUGCAAGUGUCAGACAAGGUUAAUAGGUGUCAUACCUUUUAGCACUGCUACAUAUUCUUGUAUUACAUCCAAACCUCAGUGAACAUUAUGUGUCACUUUUAGUUAAACAGAAAAGGAAAAGAAAAAGCAAAGAUGUUAAUAUUUUUAAAUUUUUAUUUUUUAAUUUUUAUAGUGCUUGUAAAAAUUAAUAUUGUAAAGAAAGAGUUUAGCACUUACAGUAAUGUUGUGGAGGGAUUAUUGACUGGGGAUGUGUUACUGUACUAACCUAAGACUGUUUCUUUUGUUUAUUACAUACUGCUAACGGGUAACGGGUUCCCCACAAAUAAAUUUUUUUGCUACACAUUACCAUCCAUCCUGAUGUACGUGUGAGCCACCAACAGCUGAGGGUGACCCAGCGUACCGUUGGAGUCGGCGUGGGGCAACAUGAAAUUGAAUCCAUAUAUUAUUAUAUCAUUUUCACUUUUCAUUUAUUUUGCCUUUUCUUUUUCUAGUAUUAAAUUGUAUUAUUAUAUCUUGAGUGACGGACAUGCCAAUUGCCAGAUACAUCGCGUAAA
Messenger RNA from Abrus precatorius (Indian licorice), 5555 nucleotides. RefSeq lists its product as uncharacterized. Lineage: Eukaryota; Viridiplantae; Streptophyta; Magnoliopsida; Fabales; Fabaceae. Gene Ontology annotation, molecular function: ATP binding; protein kinase activity; protein binding. Gene Ontology annotation, cellular component: cytoplasm. The record is from RefSeq and is a predicted model, not a curated record. Gene Ontology annotation, biological process: protein phosphorylation; signal transduction. Bases 608 to 4891 code for a protein of 1427 amino acids. The transcript is spliced from 10 exons.